AUGGCAGGGAAAAGCCCGAAAGUGCAAUGGGCACUUAGGCAGAGGGCGCUGCGUGGCCGGCCUGGGCUGGUGGCGAGCGAUGCCGGAAAGGGAGGGCGCCAGACGAGGAAGCGACACACUGGACUGCCCGGACUACCAAGGCCACCCCUUCCUUUCCAGUUGGGGGCUGACAAGAAAAGGCGGCCGAUUCGGGGGCGAGGACCGACGGGCGACGGAAAAGGUCAAUUGCACCCACCGCCGACGCGAGAUUUCGAUCCUGUCGCCGCCGUCGUCCUCAGCACUGUGCCCCGGCCAGCCACCAUUCAUCCAUCCAUCGUCCAUUUGACGACGGUACGACGGCAGCACAAGUCUGCGUCGCUGGAGGGGCCUUGGUGCCCCACCAAGGUCCGGUUCAAGGCCAGUCUGGACCCCGCGGCAAAACCGCCAGAGAGCGUGGUGGUGGUCGUUGGGAUGAUGAUGCUGCCACUUUUGGACGCGCGCGACAUGUGCAUGCCGCUGGAUGCAAUGCCACUCUGGCCGUCACCAGCUAUAUUUGUUUGCGGCCGGCGGUAUUCGGCGCCAGUGACCUUCGUUUCGGCCUCCCGUCCGGCUAGCGACGCCGGCGACAAAACCUCCCCCUCCCUCUCUCCCUUUUACCCUUCUUGGUGGACAAGCCGCAUGCCCAUCCUCCGCAAGGGCUGCAGAACAGCCACCCGAAAUCGAGACUUGUCGGCCAAUGGGUCUAGUGAGCCGCCCGUCAGACACUCGCCCACAGCCAGCCAACCACCCAACCAACCGCACACCUCAGCGUCGUCCACGCCACACAACCACCACCUGCUUGGAUGCCUGGCCGGCGCCUCCCUGUGA
Molecule: messenger RNA, 846 nt
Organism: Gaeumannomyces tritici R3-111a-1
Lineage: Eukaryota; Fungi; Ascomycota; Sordariomycetes; Magnaporthales; Magnaporthaceae
Exons: 5
Coding region: 1-846 (281 amino acids)
Source: RefSeq, a predicted model, not a curated record